GCUAAAACUUUAAAAAUAUUAGAAGAUAUUUCAACAUAUUAUGAACAUCCUCUUAAAAAAAUUGUAAUUUCACAAUGUGGAGAAUAUAGCUUUAAUAAUGAACUUAAGUUGGAGACAGAAUCAAGGAUCUUCCUUGUCUGUAUAAUUGAAACCAGUUAUAUUUAUAAAUAUAUUUACAUUGUAUUGUACACCAAUUUGCUAUUGCCCUUAUUUCAGAAACAUCAACCACCAGCAAGUAUAGAAGGAGAAGAUGUAAAAAUCACUGAUACUGCAUUUGAUUUUUACUCUAUUACACCAUGGCUUGAUAAUAUUGUGGAUAGUAUAGAUAUUCGCGAUACUGAAUCGCUUUUGUUGGCUGAACGGUAUUUAAAUGGUCUCUACUGUCUUUCAAGUGACUAUGAACCAGGAAUGGAUAUGCGUUUUUAUGAAAAAAUUCAUCUAAUUGGUAUGGCAGAAUAUAAUACGAUAACUGCUAAGCUUCACGAUUUAUUGUUGAAUUUUCAACCAGAUAUAAUGGCUCAACAAGAAAAGAUGAGAUUUAUCUCAGAAGUUUCUAAAAUUAUUUUAGCAUACAUUUUUCAUCAUGAGCAUAAUGAAUUUUGCCUACAACAUAUUUCAUUUAAUACUCAUGCAACAAUACAUAAAAUAUUAGAAAUUGCACAUGAAAUAGUAUUAAAAACUAUUAAAAAGACUGCAAAGAAAUCUAUAAUUUCUCGGGAAUGUGGAACUGCGAAAAUUGCAAAGAUAUUUGAACUAAAACAUGUCAAUAAUAUAUUAGUCUCAGAAGGUUGUAUGUCACUAAUAGAAGAAAUAUUAAAUAAAGCUAUAUUAUGUUUAUUAAAAACUUUUGAAAUGCAAGAAUAAUAAAA
This is a messenger RNA of Bombus pyrosoma, 869 nucleotides long. RefSeq lists its product as uncharacterized. The record is from RefSeq and is a predicted model, not a curated record. The transcript is spliced from 4 exons. Lineage: Eukaryota; Metazoa; Arthropoda; Insecta; Hymenoptera; Apidae. The coding region runs from base 409 to 864 and encodes 151 amino acids.